Molecule: messenger RNA, 2100 nt
Organism: Humulus lupulus (European hop)
Lineage: Eukaryota; Viridiplantae; Streptophyta; Magnoliopsida; Rosales; Cannabaceae
Product: wee1-like protein kinase
Exons: 10
Coding region: 29-1507 (492 amino acids)
Biological process (GO): protein phosphorylation
Molecular function (GO): ATP binding; protein kinase activity
Source: RefSeq, a predicted model, not a curated record
CAGAUUUGUGGAGAGAGAGAGAGAGUAGAUGAGAGGGAAAACUGCAAACCUAAAGAGCAGCAGCAGGAAGAAGGAGGAGCCGAGGAGCAAAAUGAAAGGGACGUUGGCGAGGCACUUGCAGGUGCAGCUAGGGCCAAAUCGCCAAUCAUCAUCGACCAAACCCUCUCCUUUCCAGACCCUUCUCGAAUCUGACGCUGUACCGGAGCGGCAACUUCCCUCCUCAUCGCCUCGAAAUACAGACCUCGAUACCACUCUGGAUGAGAAAGAUUUUAUUCUUAGCCAAGACUUCUUCUGCACUCCUGAUUAUAUUACCCCAGACAAUCAAAAUUUAUGGAAGAGCUUUAAUAGCAACGAGGAAAGCAUGCCCUGCCCCAGAUCACCGGAAAAGCUGAAUACAAUAAAAAGUAAGAGGCGUCGGCAAGAUGAUUUUUCAUUAAAUCCACUCAGUCCCACCUUGUCCGACAUUCAAGAGAUGACAGAAUUCGAAAAAGAUGAUUGUGAUAUAGACGAAGUAAAGAUGGAAAAUAUUACAGCAACUGGAACAAAAAGGGUUCAAAGCUAUGUAUCCCAAUCCGCAGUUGCUUUACGCUGCCGGGUUAUGUCCCCUCCUUGUAUAAAAAAUCCAUACAUAGUAGCUGCUUCAGAAAUGGACAUGGAUCCUUUUGGCAACCAAAGAUCAAAGUGUGCAGAUUUCUUUCCUGCAACUAUUGGUGGAAAUGGUCUUUCACGCUAUCACACUGAUUUCCAUGAGAUUGAGUUCAUUGGUAGUGGGAAUUUCAGUCGUGUAUUCAAAGUGUUAAAGAGAAUAGAUGGUUCUUUGUAUGCUGUGAAACAUAGCAUAAAGCAACUGCAUCAAGACAGUGAAAGGAGGAAAGCUUUAAUGGAAGUUCAAUGUCUGGCAGCUUUAGGGUUUCAUGAAAACAUUGUUGGAUACUACUCUUCUUGGUUUGAAAAUGAGCAGCUCUACAUUCAGAUGGAGCUCUGUGAUGGCAGCUUAUCCAUCAAUGGAUCUCACCAACUAUUAUCGGAGACAAAAGUUUUGGAGGCCUUGUAUCAGAUUGGAAAGGCAUUGCAGUUUAUUCACCAGAAAGGAAUAGUUCAUCUGGAUGUAAAACCUGAUAAUAUAUAUGUCAAGAAUGGGGUUUGUAAGCUUGGUGAUUUUGGGUGUGCAACACUUAUUGACAAGAGCCUCCCAAUUGAGGAGGGUGAUGCACGUUAUAUGCCUCAAGAAAUCUUAAACGAGAGAUAUGAUCAUCUUGACAAGGUUGAUAUAUUCUCUUUGGGAGUUUGUAUGUUUGAGUUAAUAAGAGGAUCAUCUUUGCCAGAAUCAGGACCUCAACGUCUAAAUGUCAAGGAGGGAAAAUUGCCACUCCUCCCUGGUCAUUCAUUGCAAUUCCAGAACUUACUUAAGGUCAUGGUGGACCCUGAUCCAAUUAGGCGGCCUUCAGCUAAAGAUUUGGUGGAAAACCCUAUUUUUCGCAGGGUUCUACAAAAUGGUAGAAACUAAACAAGUCACCAUAACCUUUUUGGAAACUCUGGAAAUUUUGUAAAUUACAUGCUGCCACCUACAAUCAACGAAUAUGAAUGACCCACAUUUCAACAAAUAGUUAUCAGUCAAGUUACGUAUGUGCAAUGUGCACCAUAGUUUCCCACUUGCAUGGUGCAAAUUUUCCAAGUGUAGCAUUAUGUGAGUGUUAUUAUCCUAAGAUUCGAGGUACGUAACACUACUGGAGGAGAUUUUGUGGAUUCUUGGAUGACCUUUUGUUUUGUGAGGUUGCAAUUAUUAGUUUUUUGUUUUAACUUAAUUAUAUAUGUUGAAGUUGUUAAUCUAAGAUCUAUGGUAAUUGGUAGGUGUGCAUCGCCGACUCAUCUUGUUGUAGAUCACUCUCUUGCCUUACCAGAGUAACCGUUGGGCGCACAACAAUUAAAGGUGUAGGCUUUUUAAGUUUUUUUUUUCCCUCGAGCAUUAUUUCACUCCUUGGAGGGGGGUUGCCUGUAAAAUUGAGACUUGAACAUGAACUAUAGUGAAGCUCGAUUGCCUCACCUCAAUUCUCAAAUCUAAUAUAUAAAAUAUUGUUUAGAAAAUAGAAUAUAUUAAUA